AUGGACAGUACUAAUUUAGCUAUCGAGAAGCACGCUUUUGAGCUGUACACACAUGCAAUUUUCACAAAGGUAAGAAAAGAGAUAUACAAGGGGAAGUUGUUUUGUUACAUUCUAAACACGGAGGAUUGUGAUGAUGUUCGUGUUUACUAUGUGAAUCAGUUGGACAAGCGAAGCAGUGCAACCAACACAUUCACGGUUAAACUUGAGUUGAGAAAUCAGUCGGUCUCUUGUUCAUGCAACAACUUCAUCCGUAUUGGAUAUCUGUGUAGGCACAUCUUUUGUGUUUACCGGGUAAACAAUAUUGAAAAAAUCCCUGCCCAGUUUGUUGUUAAGCGUUGGACUAGGGAUGUGCUUCCCAAAAGUAUAUUUUCUAUUGAGCGUCGAUACGGCGUUGACACCCGUCCACAAGCUGCUGCGAGAAGUCAGAUUCUUGAGAUUGUAACCGAAUGCGUAGACGCAUUAAGAAGUGAUGUUGGAGGACUUUCUACUUUCGCUGAGCAGAUAAAGGAACUGAAAUCCAAGUUACUAAAUGAAGGACCAGUUGAUGACGAAGCCAAGAAUGAUAACUAUGUUGCUGUUGAAGAAUUGCUUGGUGUUUCUUUAGAUGGGGACGUAACUCUCAACAAUCCAGAUGGGAUCAGGAGGAUGCGGCAAACGUCGACGAUUGUCUAGAGCAUCGCAGGAUGGAACGAGCAACUCUGCUGUUAAACCUCCCAAAACACCAAGGCUUUGCCGAACAUGUAUGAAGUACGUGACUGGGCAUGAUUCAAGAAAUUGCAAGAAAAAGAAGAAGAAUAAAUCGGGUAACGAGGAUGUGGACUCAAGCUCUGCGAGUUAGGAGUCCACUUGAUUUGGUAUUUAUUUUGAUGUGUGUGCUGUGCGUGUUUUGAAAACUUGUAUGACGCCAGCUUUUUGGUCUCCAUUUUUGUGGAGCGGAACUAAACUUUGAUCAUCCUUUUGUAUUUUUUGGGCUGCCUUUUUGUAGAUGCACAUGUUUGCAUGUGUAGAUUAUCUGAAAAUGGAUGCACAUGCAUAUGUUUUCAUGUUAGGAUGU
Helianthus annuus (common sunflower) is the source of this 1054-nucleotide messenger RNA. RefSeq names its product protein FAR1-RELATED SEQUENCE 5-like. The transcript is spliced from 2 exons. Gene Ontology annotation, biological process: regulation of DNA-templated transcription. The record is from RefSeq and is a predicted model, not a curated record. Gene Ontology annotation, molecular function: zinc ion binding. The coding region runs from base 1 to 672 and encodes 223 amino acids. NCBI's taxonomy places the organism in Eukaryota, Viridiplantae, Streptophyta, Magnoliopsida, Asterales, Asteraceae.